Amphiprion ocellaris (clown anemonefish) is the source of this 2472-nucleotide messenger RNA. Its product is annotated as protein delta homolog 1. Gene Ontology annotation, molecular function: calcium ion binding. Gene Ontology annotation, cellular component: plasma membrane; protein-containing complex. Lineage: Eukaryota; Metazoa; Chordata; Actinopteri; Pomacentridae. The record is from RefSeq and is a predicted model, not a curated record. The transcript is spliced from 7 exons. The coding region runs from base 268 to 1446 and encodes 392 amino acids. Gene Ontology annotation, biological process: heterophilic cell-cell adhesion; establishment or maintenance of epithelial cell apical/basal polarity.
GCGCUCAUUCUCCCUCGUAAGGUGGGAGGAGCGAGCUGCACUGGGACGCUGCACGAUGCAGCAGUCCCGUCAAAAGCUCCAGGUCCAGCACCUCCAGCAGCCAGACCGCUAGUGCACCUGUAGUGGCGCUUCCAAUAACGCGUCGCUUGGAUUAAAAACAAGAAAACCAAAAUUAGUCAAAUAUGAUCGAAGCAACUUGGAGACAGAGCGCGGAGGCGACAUAGACACAUAUGGUCCAGGACAAAGAGGGUCUUCCUCGAAAUUACGAUGCGUCUCACAGCGGUGGUCUUAAUUCUGCUCGUGACAGUCAUCGCCAAAGGUUGGGAAUGCAGCGCAGGGUGCAAUACAGAAAAUGGGUUUUGUGAGAAGCCUGGGAAGUGCAGAUGUAAACCAGGGUGGCAAGGGGACAACUGUGACCAGUGCGUGCCCUUCCCCGGCUGUCUGCACGGCACAUGUGAGAAGGCAUGGCAGUGUAUCUGCAAGGAGGGCUGGGUGGGCAGCCUGUGUGACCAAGAUACUCGUCUGUGUUCAUCGAGGCCUUGUGCUAGUAAUGCCACCUGCAUAGAGACUGGAGAGGGGGGAUACCUGUGCAUCUGUCCCCAUGGCUACGCUGGAGACAACUGCCACCUGAAGAGGGGACUUUGCCUGACGAAUGGCUCUCCUUGUCAAAAUGGUGGCACAUGUACGGAUGCCGAUGGCUCAGCGGCCUACUCUUCCUGUUUAUGUCCCCCUGGAUUUUCCGGGGACUUCUGCGAGAUCAGCGUUGACAGCUGCCAGCCUAACCCCUGCCUCAACGGUGGCAACUGUACAAACCACGGCCUGGCUUUCACAUGCGUCUGCCCACACGGCUUCACAGGUUUCACUUGUAACGACACCACCAGCCUCUCUCCCUGCGCCGGUCGGCCCUGUGCCAACGAGGGCACCUGCGUCGGUCAGCCUGAUGGUACCUUCCGCUGUAUUUGCCAGAAAUGGUUUACAGGUCCCACAUGCUCCCUGCAGCACAGACCGAAGACCAGAUCCAAGCCGGUCGGUGCCAGGCCGGCAGACCACCGAGUGUUUGCUCUGACCCCGCAGCACUACUCCCUCCCUGCUCACGCCUUCCACAAGCUCCUCAGACCUCCGGAGAGAGACCUGCUCAAGAUCACCCUCAAAGAAACCGUGCACUCGUCCGGCGUCCUCGUCACCCACGGUCAGCUGGUCUGCUUCGGCAUGCUGGCGCUGCUCACCUGCCUGGUCAUCCUGGGCACCACGGGCAUCGUGUUUUUUGGCCGCUGCGAGACGUGGCUGGCUAAUGCCAAGUACAGCCAGCUUGUUCGGCAGCAAAGGGAACACCUGCUGAGGGAAGCCGGCAGCACGAGCCAGGAAGAGCCGGAGCACUCGGUAAACAUCAUCCUGCCGGAGAAGAUUAGACUCACCAGCUUUGGGAGACACUACACCUCCAUCUGAUUAAUGUGUCCCUCCCCCUUCCCCGCUCCCUCUGGAAGGAGGCUAAUAUGAAUGUCUAAAAAUAGCAGCCAACGAAAUACUAUGACUGUUGUACAGUUGUGUUUAUAUAACACGAGAGAUACUGGACUAACCUGGGAUAUAUGUUUGAAUGUAAAGUCUACUGGACCAGGCGGACAGACAUGACACUGGAUUGUACAUGUACUUUUAAUCGUACAGUCAAAAAUGUCCAGUAAACCUGUAUAAUAUUAGAAAACAUGCUGUCUCACACAGCAUUUGGUGGCUGUUUAAAAGAUGUCAUUUCUUAAGCCCAUUUUAAAAUUUAAAAGCAUUAUAGUUUUACCUUUCCUGUUACAAGCUGAUUUGGGAUGAAACAGUGAAGCUAAUGUUGGAGUAUGAGAAAUUAUUUCCAUUUAAUUAGCACAUUAAAUGAGGGAGCACUUUUCUUCUAGUAUUUGUGAUUACACUCAGAAAUUGUGCUUUUAAUUUGUUAACUGUAAGCAAAUUUUGUAGCUGCAACAAUUUCUUGAUUAGUUGUUCAACAGAAAAUUUUGCAAGCCAGUUUAUAAUUUAAAUGUUUUUCAAGACAACAUUUGUUGUAUUCAGUUUCCCAAAUGUGAGGAUUCAAUGGUUUUUAACAUGAUGGUAAGUCUUUGGAUUGUCUCUGGUUUGUAGAUUGUCAAAUUAAACAAGCUAAUAAGUCAAAAUCACAUUAAAAUGAAAAUAAUUUGGGACACAACAAUCGAUCGAUUGUUUAGAAGGUUAAUAAAUGAUGAAAAUAAUGAUUUAGUUGUUGCCCAAACCAUCUCCAUGCAACAUAUUUAGAAUUUUCCAUUUCCUAAUGAAUACAAAAUUACAUGUUGUGAGUUUGUACACUAUGUGCAGUUGACAUGCGUAAUGUUGCCACUCAAACAGCUGUUGAAAUCUUGCAAGUUGUAACUCUACACAAUAGAGACAUUCUCAUGUAAAUGUAUUAUUGAAUGUACCAGAAGCUAAUUUAUUUCUCCACGUAAAAGCCAGUUGCCUUUC